ACUCGCCAUGGCUACAGUAAUCUCAAUGUUGUUGCUUUCCGUUGCGGCAAGAUGAUCUGAUAUCAAUGUUCUCGGUCUUCUAGGCACAAUGGACGGCAAUGCGGAGUUGUCUACUUGCACAUCUGAGGUUUACAGGGGAGUGUGAAAAUGAUUGUGGACUGUCAGGCAUCGUGACCACCAUCUCAUUUACUCUCUCCUACCUUCCUUGGUACAUAUAUACGAUAAGCUACACCCAUCUCCAUACCCUGCUUCAUGAUUCCUGGAUUCUCCCUGUGUAAUUCAUAAGCACUGACGAGACGUUCAACGACAUGACGAUUACUGUGCCCGCCAACUUCCCAAUAAUGAGCUUCGAGCAUUCGAGGAUUGUAGCUUAUGGACAUGUUGCUGCAGCCACACUCCUGGUCUGGGACUACCUGCUCACUGUGGACUCAGAAGUGACACUGAUGUGGCCGUCACCCUGGAGUAUCAUGAAAGUCCUGUUCUUCUGGACAAGAUACCUCCCUGUCCUGGAUAUUUCACUGGUUUUAUUUCAUCAGCUCAACCCUACCAUAUCUAUAAGCACGUGUCAAGUAACUUCCAAGACUGCUAGUUGGUUCCUCCUUAUCGGCAUCAUAGUAUCGGAAAUGAUACUCGUUAUUCGGACGUGGGCAAUUUGGGGACGUAGUAAAGCCAUUGGUAUCACCUUGACUGUGUGCGCCGUGCUUGCAUGUGGAUCUGUGCUCUAUGUGGAGAAAAGCUUCCUCGAUUCUCUUCGCUUCUUUACCUACCCAUCUCGGGCUACUGCAGGGUGCCUUAUUACCACUCAAAAUUCCAUUGUUGCAGUUAGCUUCAUAGUUGUGAUCAUCUUCGAGACGUCGUUAUUCAUAUCCCCGUCACGCAGUUCUUCUUAUUUUAACAUCAAUCAAAGGAAUUCAACAUUGUUAGCUAACAACAGAGGGCUUACCUCGGUUUUAUAUCGUGAUGGAAUUUUAUUCUACGUGUAUCUCUUCUGCACUUCAAUGGCAAAUUUCAUCGUGAUUCUUGCAGUACCACGCGAUCUCGCGAAUAUCCUGGUGAACAUCCAGCGAGUGCUACAUUCGUGCUUGAGUGCCCGAGUAGUGCUGAACCUACGAGAAGCAAGUCAACAGGAAUCGUCCACAUCCUUCAUCAGUUCCACUUCCGUUCGCUUCCGCACUAUUACCAGCACAGUGGCGUCAGAGAGGCAUCCCGGACAACAAGAAGGCAACACGGGAGAUGAGGGAAUUAUGGACCAUCCUGCUGUAUCAUCAUCGGGGAGCCAGCUGGAAACAUAACUUCGGGGACCCGCCGCAUCAUGGUGUUUGAAUUCAUUUUCGAACGAACUCAAAGUUUUGCAGGAACUAGGUGAUUCAACCAUCAGGAAACAGACAUAUGCUUUCUCUUUCUCUUUUUCCGAAAUGCAAUCAAUGCACUGGAGGGGCAAGCUAAUGCCUUUGCUUUUCCAAAGAGAAUUAGAAACAGUCUCGCGUGCCUCUCGAUACAGUUCCCCUUCCUCGAUCCGCCAUUUCUUUCCAGCGAUUUCUGUCCUCCAGAUUGACGUUCACCUUCCUGAACGUGAUUACGGCAACCUCUUCUCCUUGAAAGCAUAAUAAAAGGUUCUUUGAGCUCCUUUGAGAAUAGUCUAGACUACAUGCGGAGUCAAAACAAUGUAUUAGUAUGAACACUAGAUGAUCCUUUUAUGGGGCCC
Somion occarium is the source of this 1705-nucleotide messenger RNA. Lineage: Eukaryota; Fungi; Basidiomycota; Agaricomycetes; Polyporales; Cerrenaceae. The record is from the annotation of a GenBank genome assembly.